GCCUCCUGAGGAUUUCUACUGAUAUCUCCCAGCUGAGGAUCACUGACGUCUCAGGAAACCAGAGGGUCCAGCUUCAAACCUGUUGAGCAGGAGGAGAAACUCUUCAAACCCUGGCUGUUGCUGAGAGGAGAGGAUGGCUCAGAGAGGAUCUCAGCUGGACUCAGACAAGUUCUCUUGCUCCAUCUGUCUGGAUCUCCUGAAGGAUCCGCUGACGGUUCCCUGUGGACACAGCUACUGCAGCAACUGUAUUAAAGAACACUGGAAUGAAGAGAAGAUCAAGGGAAUCUACAGCUGUCCUCAGUGCAGGAAGGAGUUCAGACAGAGACCUGACCUGGAGAAGAACCUCCUGUUAGCAGAGUUAGUGGAGGAUCUGAAGAAGACUGAACUCCAAGCUGCUGCAGCUGAUCUCUGCUCUGCUGGACCUGAAGAUGUGUCCUGUGAUGUUUGCUCUGGGAGGAAGCUGAAAGCCGUCAAGUCCUGUCUGGUCUGUGUGGCCUCUUUCUGUGAGGAACACCUUCAACCUCACUACAAAGCAGCUCCACUGAAGAAGCACCAGCUGGUGGAGCCCUCCAAGAAGCUCCAGGAGAAGAUCUGCUCUCUUCACGAUGAGGUGAUGAAGAUUUUCUGUCGCACCGAUCAGCAGAGUAUCUGUUACCUCUGCACCAUGGACCAACACAGAGGCCAUGAAACAGUCCCAGCUGCAGCAGAGAGGAGGCAGAAGCAGAAGGAGCUGGAGGAGAGUCGACUAAACAUCCAGCAGAGAAUCCAGGAGCGAGAGAAAGAGGUGAAGCUGCUUCAGCAGGAGAUCGCUGAGCUGAAGAGGAAAGACGUCCAGCUGGAGCAGCUGGCUCACACAGAGGACCACACCCAGUUUCUGCUCAGCUACCCCUCAGUGUCAGCACUCAGUGAGCCCACACACUCCUCCAGCAUCCAGACUGCUCCUCUCAGAUACUUUGAGGAUGUGGCAGCAGCUGUGUCAGAGAGCAGAGACACAGGGACUAAAACCUCAGUGAGAACCGCUCAACAGGAGUUUUUACUGCUUCAACCACAGCCAAAGACCAGAGCAGAGUUCUUACAAUACUCUCAGCAGAUCACACUGGAUCCAAACUCUGCAAACAGGUUCAUGUUGUUGUCUGAAAGCAACAGAAAAGUAAGUUUUACAUCAGAAAAACAGCCUUAUCCUGAUCAUCCAGACAGAUUCACUGAAGAUCUCCAGGUUCUGAGCAGAGAGAGUCUGACUGGACGUCAUUACUUUGAGGUGGAGUGGAGAGGAGAAGGAGUUUAUGUAGCACUCACAUACAAGGACAUCAGCAGAGCAGGGAAGAAAAAAGAAUGUCUAUUUGGAUCAAAUGGCAAAUCUUGGGCGUUAUGUUGGAAUUCUGACAGAUUUCAAUUUUGGUACAAUGGCGAUAACUAUUCGCCCUUAGGUCCUAAGUCCUCCAGAGUGGGAGUGUACCUGGAUCACAGAGAAGAUAUUCUGUCUUUCUACAGCGUCUCUGAAACCAUGACUCUCCUGAGCACCAUAAGGGGCCCCUUCACCCAGCCACUAUACGCUGGAAUUAGAUUUUGUUUUCCUGAUGAAGGAAACUCUGCAGAGUUCCUGAACCUUCAGUAGAGACUCCAUCAAAUCUUCUAGUCUAGUUUUCUAAAGGAGCCUCCACAUUUUCUGAGCUGAGACGAUGAGAUUUCUAACAGGAAGAAGAUUUGAAACGAACAGAUGUUCGGCCGUCUUCUCAGAGACUUUCUACAUGGACGAAAGGAUCUGAGACGAGUGUGGAGAGACAGAAACAAGCUGAGUUAGUGAGACUGAGAAAAGUUUCCUGUGCUGAUGUUAUUAAAGCUGCUGGAUGUCUGGGCUCCUCGUCCUCCACCUCAAUGAACCAGGUUAAUGUGUAAUACGGAUACUAUUCAGCAGAUAAUCAGUGAAUCAAACCUUUGUAAACUUUGAUUUUUUUUGGAAAAUCACAUCAAAGACUGUUAUUUCAGGUCAUAUUGAGUGUUCCGGAAUCACUGAAAAAAGUUGAAUAACUGAUGAUAAUGAUGAUGUUUGUAAAUCCUGUGAUCUUUUCUCUUUCUGUGUGAUGCUGAGACUGUUUCUGAUUCCUGAACUUUAAACAGUCAAUCUGCUCGUACUGCAGAAAUCCAGCAGGUGGCGUCAUUGCCAUUGAAUGAAG
Molecule: messenger RNA, 2174 nt
Organism: Salarias fasciatus (jewelled blenny)
Lineage: Eukaryota; Metazoa; Chordata; Actinopteri; Blenniiformes; Blenniidae
Product: tripartite motif-containing protein 16-like
Exons: 2
Coding region: 134-1615 (493 amino acids)
Molecular function (GO): zinc ion binding; protein binding
Source: RefSeq, a predicted model, not a curated record